This is a messenger RNA of Parastagonospora nodorum SN15, 936 nucleotides long. RefSeq lists its product as hypothetical. Bases 1 to 936 code for a protein of 311 amino acids. The transcript has 2 exons. Lineage: Eukaryota; Fungi; Ascomycota; Dothideomycetes; Pleosporales; Phaeosphaeriaceae. The record is from RefSeq and is a predicted model, not a curated record.
AUGAUAGCUAAGACGAGCAAGAUGGCUCGCGAGAUCGAUCAAGGAAAGCUGCCUGAGUAUCGCGGCAAGUUUUCCUGGGUAGCUGACACCCUGUGCGCACACAUCAGUGCGACAAUGCCAGAAUACGACUCUCACGACCCAAAGACAUGGCCUGUUAUCACAUCCGACUACCUUCAAGCCCUCCUCGGUCAUGAGUACGAUGGGAAUCAAUGCCUCCCUCCGUACGUGGCCUACGAACGCGGCCUCGUCGACAAGUGCGUCACGCAUUUUGCAGACGGACCCGCCGAACUCAUACACACUGACGGUCAGACAACGUCAAUCGGGAGUCUGUACCAUUAUCUCUUUCCCUUCGUGUACAACUCCCAAGGUCAGGCACCGUCGACAUCGGCUUUUACUGAGGUACUGAAGAUGCUGAAGGAGACUCGUUCAAACUUAAAUGAUAGUGACGCUGAAACCGGCAAGCAGGAGUUGGCGAAAUUGCGCAAAACUCUCGCCAAGGAGAAGCAGCGUGUGGAAGCUGUUCGAAAGAGCAACCAAGCCGUCAAAGAAGGCUUGAGAGAGGCAUUGUCCGAGGAAAAGAAACAGCACAAUUGCACCAAGAAGGGCCGUGAGGCUGACGCAGAGAUGCUCGAAACCGCACACGCCUCCUGGGAUAUUGAAACAGGUCGAGCGAACGCGGCGGAGAAGUCAGUCAAGCAGCAAGCAGAGCUACUGGAAUCUAAAGAGAAAGAGUUGAGAGCUGCUAAGGCUAAGAUGAGGAGUCAGGCAAAGGAGUUGGAUGCUGCAAAGAAGGAAGCUGCGACCGCCCAGGGGCAGAUCAACGUUAUUCGGGAUGAGCUGAGAAAAAUUCGCGGAAUUGAGAACCGAAAGAGGCAGGCGAAUGACGACACUCCUGAAAUGAUGUGGAAAAGGAUCAAGACCGAAUUUGAGGAGUGA